Pocillopora meandrina is the source of this 8792-nucleotide messenger RNA. Lineage: Eukaryota; Metazoa; Cnidaria; Anthozoa; Scleractinia; Pocilloporidae. The record is from the annotation of a GenBank genome assembly.
GAAUGCCAGGAGACACGUUUCCAAACUUCCUGGUACACAUUUUCGAAAUGGGGAAGAAGUUGGCGGAGGAACAGAAAGGCGUGCGAAUAUCAGGGAGGUUACCUAGUUUCUAUCGAAACUCAAGAAGAGUGGCAGUUUAUCAAUGAUGAAAUUCAAAAACGUUCUUCUUGGAAUACUAGUGCGUGGCACAUUGGUUUAAGAUUUUGCAACAAGACCUGGACUUGGUUAAGUAGAGGAAAACUGGAUUUUUCGAAAUGGCGAGAUUCUGAGAAUAAAAGUCGUGCGGAAAUAUCCAAGAAUGAAAGCCUUUUUAGCAAAAUUUCUCCGUCCGAAAUCAACGCCUUCAUUUGUGAAAUGCCCGAAGGUAGAUAAUCAUUUCAGCAAUAAAGUACAUUACAUGCUAAAGUAUGCCCUCCUAGAACUGAUCUGAUGAAAAUUUCUCUGGAAGAUGAAUUUUCCAAAAAAUCGAGAUACUGCUAUUAUUUUCCUAGCGUUUUUUAAUGUCCACACGAAAACACUUGAAAACACAUACAUGACUUCAUGCGACCUGCUUACGCAUCGAUCUGUGUGUACCUGCACGAACGCAAUAUUAAGCUCCAGUUAAGCAUCGAAAACAUAUCCAUAUACUCUUCUGCUAUAUUUGUUUUGAAUUUAUUGAGACGGGAGGCCUGGAAAAGAGGUUGCACGACACUAUGACGUCAUUCAACGUCAUCGUUUUCAAAAAGCUUCGUAUAGAACUGUCCACACUAAAACGAUAUGCAUACGUUUUCAAAUGUUUCCACCUUUUUACGAAGGAAAACGCAUAAGAGAGGACGGGUUCUUAAAUGACACUGAUCGACGAGCUAUGUAAUAUUACAAUAACAAUGAAAAUGCUAAUCAUAAUAACAAUGAAAAAUUCGUAAUGAUGAUGAAGAAUCAAAUAAUUAUAAAAACAAUAAAGACACGCCAGUCUAUCGGCUGGUUUGUUUGUAUCCUUGAUUGCCCUUGUAGUUUUCUCAUUAUUACCAUCAUCAUGGUCAUUAUUUUUAUCAUCAUUGUUUUUAUUUCAUAGAAUGCCCAAAUAUGUCUUUUCAAAACUCUUGGUAUAUAUUCACGAAAAAAGGAGACAAUUGGACGACGGACAGAGGCAUCUGCCAAAGUCAAGGAGGAGAUUUGGUCUCCAUUGAAACCGAAGAAGAAUGAAAUUUCAUCGGUAACGAAAUUCAAAAUCGCAGUACGAUGUCUAACUGUUCACGUGCUUGUAACCAUAAUCCUCGUUAUGAUAAAUGGUAUAUUGGCUUAGAAAAAAAAGGUUAAAAUUGGACUUGGGUGAGCGGAAAACUUGUGAACAUGCCUAAAUGGGCAGGAGAGCCAAAUUGUGAGGGAUCUGUGGCUCACAUAUGCAAGCAGACUAUUAAAGGUAACCAGAGCCUAUUUUGUGGCAUUCAUGGCUCUGAGAAAUUAGCUUAUAUUUGCGAAAUUCCCAAAGGUAAGACAAAAUUACUCUUAAUUUUUGAUAUUGAAUUAGGUUAAGGUGCACUAAAAGUGCUCGUUAACUGUAAUGCAAAUAUUACCUAUGGUUUGUAUACUUACCAUUGCUGUUAUGGUAAGCAGAACUCAUGGAGCCUCUGGCAAUCAGGAUAAAAUUUUCACGUGGAUAAAUAUUUCACGAUACAUAUUUCUCACUUUUAAUCUUGUGGACGACGAAAAGGCAGCAGAUGCAUAAUUUCUGACAGUUUUUGCACCUGACCAUUACUUGGACCCCGUAUCAAUAAUAGUAAUAUAUAGGACUGAGUGUCAUCCAAUUCGGUCUGUAAGCAUACGGGUGGUAAAACCAAUUAAUCAUAAAAAUUACAAUUUCUGAGAAAAGAAGAAAUAUUGUCAUUGUUCAAGUGAGAACAUUGUCCAUUUUGAAGAAAGCCUUAAUUUAGGAGUCUGUACAUUGUACACUGUACACUGUGUGGUGAUUUAAACUAAAGUUGUGGGUUAUUGAUUCGAACUCAACUUUAAAUGUGACUGGUUGAUUUGAACUACAACUUUGAAUGUGAUUGUCUCAUUAAACCGUCUGGUAACAAACUGUCCGAUAAAAACUUGGCUCUGAAUUUUAGAAAAUAAUAGAAGUUGAUUGUGGGUGCUAGUUUCAAUGCGAUGUAGAAUAUUCAGAGUACAGAAUAUACUGACUAUUAUGAGCCUUCCAUUGAUAAAGUAAUCGGAGAAAGCGAUUCAAUUAUUUGCCGUCCUUUCCCGAGUUUAGAAGUUAUUUGUAAGACGCGUGAAGACAGUUUUAGAGCUAAAUAUUAAAAAAUAAAAAAUAAAAAAUUUAAAUUAAAAAAAAACCUGAACCAAUUUAUUUCAAUGAAUAUAAAUUGAACUUAAAAUGUAGUAUAGAAAACAAUAUGGGAAAAAAUUGUUUCUGAGAACAUUUCUUUAGUAAUUAUUGUUGGCGUUAUUUGCGUCGAUUUCAGCUUCACCAUCAUUGUUCUCAUUCAAAAUUGCAGAAAAAUCUUCACCAUCCGAAUCUAUAAGGCCACAACCCACUCCAUCGCCAGUUCUGUGGUCAUCAUUGUUUCCAUCGCGUUCGCCGUCACGAUCACCGUCAUUGUCUGUGUCGCAGACGCCGUCGCAUUCGAUGCCGCAGUUGUUGUCUCCAUCACUGCCUCAUCCACCAUUUCAUCUGCUAUCUCAGUCGCAGUUUCCGUCUUUGUUGCAGUCACCUACCAAAUUGCCUUCCCAAUCGUUUUCUCAGUCAUCGCCACAGUUGCCUUCUCAGUCGGCGUCACAUUCGCCGUCUCAGUUGCAAUCGCAAUCUCUUUGGCUAUCCACUUCCCAGACGCUUUCUCAGUCACUGUCGCAGUCGGUAUUUCUCUGGACGUUUCAAUCAGCUGCACAAACAUCUUCACCAUCUAAAUCCAUAAAGUUACGUCCCAAUCCAUCAUCGCCGCUGUGGUCAUCAUCCUUGACAUUGUUUUUGCUGUCACAAUCACCGUCCCUGUCGAUGUCUCAGUCACCUUUUUCACAGUCACCUCAGUCACAGUCUCAGUUUCCUUCGUUGCGGUCACCUCUUCACUUGCUUUCGUCCGUGCUCUCGCCAUCGCAGUCAUUAUUGCCAUCGACAUCAUCAUCGGCGUUGCAGUCAACAAGGAUUCAAAAGCUGGUGUGUAAUUUUUGUUUUUUGUUUUUGUUUUGUUUUUUUACUUUUAGGAUCCUCAUACUCUAUAAUUAUAACUGUUAUUUCCCUUACCUCAGGCGGCGGAAUAUGUUUCUAAACUUAGCAGAAUGAAUAUCACCAACGCCAGUUCCUUACAGGUAUUUCAUUCUUCUAAUUUCUAUACGCAGUUAUGGAACUGAAGUUCUAGUCAGUAUGUUUUGAAUGUUCAAACGGAAUCCGCAAAUACGAAUUUUUAUUAAGCGUAUAAAUCAUUUUUUGUUUGUUUGUUUGUUUUUCUGCUUUCGUCUCAUAUUGCUCGUGGCAGUAAAGAUUAAUGGCUCAUAACUUUUUACUUGAUUAGGACGUUAACCUGUAUAGUUUUUCUCGCCUGUAAGAAAGCUAUUUUAGGAAUUUUUAUAGAUAAAUUAUCGUUAUCAGUAUUAUUAUUAUCGUAAUUACCAGUAUGAUUGGUAUUUUUUUUUUAAAUUCGUAGACGAAAACUGAAUAAUCUAUCCUCCAAGUAAAAUAUUUUGAUUUCCUGGUCUAGUCGAUCUCUAACCUGUGCACAUGCAUUUGUGUCCGAAAUUGGUUGGCUCUCUGGCUUGAAUCAUUUUCUUAUCUAUUUGUAAUGAUUUUUUCUUUAUUUUCUUACCACAAAUGCCUAGCACCUUACCUAAACAAAAAUAUUUCAUGUCAUUACAGGAAGCCAUAGCGGUUUUGGAAAUAUUCAUCACAGGUAUUAAAAAAAUCACAAAAGCUCGUAACCGCGCCCCUAUAACAGAUGAGAUUGAGACAAGAAGAGGAUCCACUCUUAAAUACAGCAAGCUCCACCUGACUGGAACAAGGUCCUCACAAGUGAUCGACAGCCAGACAAUGGGUGAGUUUAAACAGCGUAUAAUCUAUAGGCCUUGAUGAUGUAGUAAAUUGAUAUAGGUUACUGAAUGCGAAGCUUUAUUGCUGGAUCAAUCGAUCCAUUCAGUCCUUCCAUUGACUAUUUAUGUUCAUCAGUCAUUAUGGAAUUGGAUGAUAAUAUCCAGCGAUCUGAACCCUUCAAAAUGCUGACGUCUUAUCAUCAAUUAUUUUACAAUAUUUAAAGGAUUGCGCUGUUGAGAGGUAAAGUAAAUAAAAGCGUUUAUGCAACUAUGAUAUACAGACUGUAUUUUCAGUCCAGUAAGUGUCGUGAAAUUAUUAAUACCAUCACCUGUUGUUUUCUUCGUUAGUGCUGGGUAUUCAUAAAGCCUACCACCAAAAUGCAAGUGACUUCUACUUUGAGGAUGAAGAAUCGCAAGGAAACAUAGAUGUUUCGUCUGCAAAUUUUGCGAAAUCCGGUUGGUAUCGACUGCAGUGUUUACUCCUCAAUUGAUAAGUACAAUUCCCUGUAUUCCCCUUACAAAUUUACGUGGUACUGAAGUACAGCUGUGCAUAUACAUAGUUCUGAGUUUGUUUGUUUGUUUACACAGUACAUUUGAUUCAGUUAUCUGAAGUUUCGUGAAAGACCAUGUUCUGGCUUAAUUUUCUUUUUCUUCCUCAAUUUCUUUUUUUUAAGUUUCACUGGUUGUUGGGAUUGUGUAUAAGGAUCUCCACGAACUACUGGACACAAAUCAAACCAUCAGAAAUGAAGCAGGCGAAGCCACAAGGUGAAUUUUAACUUCUCUAAACUUUUAAACAAAUUGUUUCUUCCGCGGAAAACAAAGAAAUGCAUUGCAUUCAACCAACAAAAUUUCUUAAAUUUUUCAAAGCAGUAUUUCGUGGUCCCUGUGUGAAUCAAUGACUAGUUUCGGUGUCAAGGAAAUCAGCUUAAAGUAACACAGUAAGAGCUCCUUGGUUACCAUGGUUACCGUAUCGUCAAAAAUUUUCUAAAAAUUAUAUGAUUCAAAAUAUACAAAAUUAUGAUUUUCUUGUCUUUUUUUGACAGGUAUUUGAACUCCAGGAUAAUGGCCGUGGCUAUGGAUCCAAAACCAAACAAACUGGAAACGAAUGUCAUGUUAAAGUUCAGAAACCUGAAGGUAAGAACACGAUUAAAAUUGGUAUCAAUUGCGCUACAUUGUGUUUAUUUAUUCCAAGGAAAUAAUACACAUUUUCAGGUUGAUGAAAGAGAAAAGACAUGUGUAUUUUGGAGGGGCUUUAGCAAAAGGUAACAAGCUGAAAUAUAUUACUACCUUGUUCUAGAAGCUAUGCAAGCUAAUCUUACGUAAUCUUUGUUAAUCGCUAUGAAUUUUUUGUUUGUGAAGGAAACACCAAUCAGCUCUUGCAGCAGGAAAAACCAAAAAAAUUUCAACAACAUACGAGUGGAAAAGCUCCCAGUUGAUUAUUACGCCGGCAUGACUUUCCCUUAAGUUAUCAAUUAUCCGUCACUGUCAAUCUGAUACUUCCUGUUUUGAAGCCAUUUCUAUCUGCAUUUUAUUCGUUUUCAUUUGCGGUUGUCGCCUUUUUUCGCUUCUGCCAUCGUCUUACAUAUUGUUGCUGACAAAAUCGUUUUGUUUACCGUAAAAGUAAAAGUUCGCCUUUUGUUUUUUUCUGUUUUUCCGUUUUUCAAUUUUCUUCACAUAAGGUAAGAUUCAGUUGUGUUUUACCAGCCUGGAUCGUCAAUAUACCUUUUCAUCACAUUGUAACAGUAAGAAUAUCAAAGCCGACUUCAUGAGUAGUACGUAUCAAUUACUGAAUAAAAUGGAAAGUGGUCAACUUGGUCUCGAGGCUACGAUUAUAAUGAGGAAGAUAGCAAGUUGACCUUUUGGUAACCAAAAGUCUUCUUCAAAAUUUUUUUUAUAAUAUUGUUGUUAUUGUCUUAAUUUUUUUGUGUUAUUUUUUUUAACGUUGUCGUUAUUUUUCCAGCUCAGAAGGAUUUUCAGGGAGAGGAUGCCAUGUGGUUGCAUCGCAAAGCAACACAGAAGAAACAGUGUGCAGCUGCAAUCAUUUGACUCAUUUUGCUGUCUUACUUGACUACAACGGCAGCUCAGGGGUAAUGGACUAAUGUUUACCUUACCUUCACUGGUAGUAAUACAAUUCCUUUGAGGUGAUUGACACAUUUCUAAUUCUUUUCCUGCGAUUUAUGAAGCAGCUCACUGAGGAAGACGAAACUGUUCUGGAGAUUAUCACCUACGUGGGAUUAAGCCUGUCAAUCAUAGGAAUAAUUUUGACGGUUAUUCUAUAUUCCUUCCUUACGUAAGUGCUACAGCCAGAAAUUUUGAAACUUUAUAUUAUUUUAAAGAUGUCCGACGUAAAUAAGACCUCUUCGCGAAAAGACAGACACUCAGUCAAUGCAUAUUGAAACAACUACCUGUUGGAACAUAAAGUUACUUUCCUUUUUUUUGUUCGGUUUUGUUUUUGUUUUAGUCUGCUUGUUUUUAUUUGUUUGUUUCUCUAGAGAUGUUCAACAGCCUCUGUCACAAAUACGAUUGAGUCUUUCUGUUGCCCUCGGAGCUGGACAAUUUAUUUUUCUCGUCGGGAUAAACGCCACAAAAAACAAGGUAAGCGACUUCUUCAUCCAUUGAUGAAUAUUUGAUUAACAAGACUCAAGACGAGCAUUAAGAAGUACACCAGAUCUCUUUGAAAAGAUGCAUGAAAAGUAGUCAACUUUUUUUCCUCUCUCUCAGGCCUCUUGUAUUACAGCUGCAGCUUUCAUGCAAUAUUUCCUGAUGGCUUCGUUCUGUUGGAUGCUGGUGGAGGGAUUUUACCUCUACCUCUUUGUGGUGAAAGUUUACAACAUCACCGAAAAGAUGCACAUGUAUCACGUCAUGUCAUGGGGCAUUUUCAUUUUACUUGUUUUGAAUUGUUUGACUUCAUGAUCAACUGAAUCGACUUGCAUUGACGUCCUACUUAUGUUUAGGUUUACCCAUCGUCAUGGUCGGUAUUUCAUUGUGCAUCGCUGCUGGGAAAGAUGGAAUAGAAAGCUUCACUAGUGAUAAAUAGUAAGAGAAUCCUUCGACAUUAGUGCUUUUUUCUCCUUCUCCACAUUUCCUUUCUCCCACAAAAAUGUAUUUUUUUUAAGUACAACUCUUUUUGCACAAUCUUGUGUUUUUAGUUCGUUUUCAUUUCGUAGAUUUUUGUGUCCCUGUGUUUUUAUCCAGGUUUUGUGUCUCUGUCUCUGUCUCUCGUUCUGUCUCCCUCCCUCCCUCUCUUCUCUUUCUCUGGGUUACUGGGUUAGAGGAUUAUUUGCAGCAAAAAUAUGUUUAUAUGUUUAUCUUAUUUUCUUUCCGUUUCUCGUUUAAAGUUGCUGGCUAUCCUACACAAACAACCUCAUCUGGAUAUUCGCCGCAUUUAUGGCUUUUGUUGAAGUGGUGAGUCUACAAUUAGUCAAUCCCUCGCAUUUUCCUUUUUCAUGCCAAGGCUAACCACCGGUGGAGAUUGUCUCUCUCGUUCCCAUGCUUAUUACAAAACGAAAACAUAUUCUGUUUUCGACUACCAGGCUCAAAGCUCACAACUUUCCAACUCUGUUUCGCCCACUAUGUAUUCAGCCUUACUCGUCUUAGCAACAAGCACUCUGCCAACAUUUGACAUUCCUUGUUUGUUUCAGCUCAACAUUUUGAUACUCGUCCGAGUCAUAAAAGAGAUGACCACGCUGGUGCAACCUAUGGGGGAAGACAAUCAUAUUAAGCAGAUACGGUUAGAUUUAAAAUUUGCUGUUAGCGAAAUAUUUUUAUCAGUGGAGGGAAAAAAGUUGAAGAAACAUGAACCAAUUGCUGUAGCAUCUAGUUGUGAGGUAUUUACCUCAGUUCCACAGUAGUUAGCAUUAAACACAGAGUCAUCAGUGUCUUAGGGUUAGGGCUACUGUUAAGUGUUUUUACCCUCUCUAAACAACGCCUAUUAAACAAUGAGAAAUUAAAAGAAACAAUCGUCAAAAUAAUUCAAAUGUUUUUUUUUUAAUUUUGUCGUUAUUCCGGCAGACUUGGCUUUAAAACAUGCGCGGUGAUGAUUCCACUGAUGGGUAUAACGUGGCUAUUCGGUCUUUUGUCGCCAUGGCACAAAGCUUUCGCCUACAUUUUCACCAUCUUUAACUCUACUCAGGUGAGUAUUCGGUCUUUAGUCGUCAUCACAAAAAGCUUUCGCCUACAUUUUCACCAUCGUCAAUUCUACUCAGGUGAGAUUUUAAUGAAACUGUCGGAAAUCUAAUCAUCUGUUUGCAAACUUGAAUGUCCAAACUACAUUCUUACAUUAGUCUGAUGAUAUUUCCCGUUCAGAGGGAACCUAGUCGACAAGAGAGGAUUUAUUUCUUGGUUUUUGAGAUCUGCAACUUCUCUUAAUUUACUGUUUUAGCCUCUUUUUACGACGAUUUCAAGAUAGAGAUUACAUGAUGUUUGCACUACAUCAAACUUUUUAAACGAUGCGCUACCAUCUCUAAAAAAGGCUGAUCUUAAAAUAAUUUUCUGUCCUAGGGAUUCCUGAUUUUUUUCUUUCAUUGUGUGCGAAACAGCCAGGUAAGAAAGAUAUCAAACUGAGGAGGUAGAUCAAGUGAAUUGUGAAGACUUCAGAAUCGCUAAGCUUUGGAUGGUUAAGAACUGAUAUUUGGCCAAUUGUUCAUCUACAGAUUAGAGAGCGAUUGAAAAGGAGGCUGAACGCAAUUUUUCCAUCUACCGAAGUUGGAAGCUCUGCAAGGAAGAGCUCACGAGUUAACGCAAGUGAUGCCGGGAAAACACGGGCAGUCGAAAUGCAGUCUUUCGAUGCAUAA